ACGCGGGUUUGUAGUUAUUUCUGUAGUUAUUUCUCUCUGAGGCAGAGGAAAGUAAGGACGAAGUGUGGACUGUGCUAGAGGAAAACCUUGAUUUUGUUGCUGCCGCAGACAUGAAUUUCAAAAUACGGGCUUCAACAAAAGAAGACUGCAAAGAAAUCUCGAGAAUGAUAUUGGAGUUGGCGGUUUAUGAAAAAAUGCCCGACCAAGUGAAGAUUUCUCAUGAAGAACUGGAGCGGGACGGUUUCUGCCAGAAUCCCUUCUUUGAAUGCCUCGUUGCAGAAGUACCUGAGGAGCAUAAAUCUAGAGAAGGAUUCACAAUUGUCGGAUACGCCCUGUACUUUUACACUUACAGUACAUGGAAGGGACGGUCAGUAUAUUUGGAGGACCUGUAUGUGAUGCCAGAAUUCAGAGGAAAUGGCAUUGGCAAGGGUUUACUGAGCAAAGUUGCUGAGGUGGGGAAGAAGAAGCAGUGUGUGCGCCUGCAGAUGUCUGUGUUGGACUGGAAUACUCCCUCUCGGGACUUCUAUGCUGCUAAAGGAGCUCAGGAUCUCACCGUCAGUGAAGGCUGGCACUUUAUACGCUUUGACGGACAAAACCUGGACAAUUUAGCAAAUGAAGCGCCUAAAGAUUAGACCUUUGCCAAGAAAAACAUGCAUAGUGCUGUGAAUAAAAUGUGAUUGGUUUGUUUUCUACCAUAAAUGUUCACCCUUUAUAACAGUCAGUGCCAAAAUAAUCUCCAUGUACCUGGUUACUCUCUACCUUGUCUGGCAAACAAAACAAUAUGUCCUAGUAAAUAUGACCUUUUCUUUCAUUAUACUAGGAGCUACAUAUAAUUUAGAAAAUAUGAUUUUAAAUACUCUUAACCUUACUUCAUUUUACAGCUAUGGUUGCAUAUAGUUAAACUCACAUAAUUUCCUGCAAAUGUUUAUAUCUCUAUCAACACUUGAUGAAUAAAAAGAAACAACAGAUUGCCUUCAUCAGACAGGAUUACAGCACCUAGUGAUGCUGGGUGAAGACAGUACAAUGGGAUUUGACCUGAGUAAAUCCAAUCUCAGAUGUGACACCAUAUCAUUCCAGUAGGUGGCGUAUUUAACUAACUAAUGCACUUAAUAAUUCUGCAUGAUCUUCUCCCUGAUGAAGACAAAGCACAUGAAGUCCUCUAAAAGAAGUGAGUCAAACACAGCUGGGCUUGAAAAUGGCCCAUCUUUGAUGAGUCAUUAUAUAAUUUGACAGCUCUGGAAAGUAUAAGUGAGCUGUGGAUAAUUGGGCCAUACAUUCAGCUCUGUGUCGUGAGUGCAAUCUUAGCUGUAGGCUGCUUUGAUUAAAGAAGUGAACGUAGAGGAUAAUAUGCAAACCAGCUCUGUAACCCUAAACUCUUUAUUUAAACAUGUGAACUGGCAUUUCUUUAUUAAUGAUAUUGAGUCACAUUGCUCAACAGCUCCAGUCAGCACUCUAUUGGAUAUCAUAACCUCUCAUUUAUAUUCCCGUGGUUUUGUCACUGACAAUGAUAUUUAUUUGUGUAUAAAACAUACUUAAAUAAAGAGGAACACCUUUGAAAUCACCCAGAAGAAAACAGUGGGACACUACAAGUGUAAACACAUAUACAUACAUAUAUGUGCCAAAAAAAGAUUAAAAUGCACAUAAUACACAGGCUACGUGUGUGUGUUUUAACUCUGUUACUCAAGUGUUCUGGUUCAGAGGUGAGAAUCACAAUAAAAUCACACUGA
Morone saxatilis (striped sea-bass) is the source of this 1727-nucleotide messenger RNA. RefSeq names its product spermidine/spermine N1-acetyltransferase family member 2b (gene sat2b). The transcript has 6 exons. Gene Ontology annotation, molecular function: N-acetyltransferase activity. The record is from RefSeq and is a predicted model, not a curated record. Bases 111 to 632 code for a protein of 173 amino acids. NCBI's taxonomy places the organism in Eukaryota, Metazoa, Chordata, Actinopteri, Moronidae.